GAUUUUCAGUCAGGCAGACGCGGGGCAGCCAUUGCGAAGGACCCCGCCCUUCCCUCUGAUGCUAUGAGUGUCAGCGCUGUGUUUACACACUAAUAAUAAUAAUAAUAAUUCUGUUUUCUGAUACUUUUAUUCAUUCCUAUCGAUAAAAAAUGCCCUUGUUUGAAGGCCUGGGCAGUGGAGGGGAGAAGACAGCCGUAGUCAUUGAUUUAGGAGCGGCCUACACAAAAUGUGGUUUUGCCGGCGAGACGGGGCCGAGAUUCAUCAUUCCCAGUGAAAUUAAACGCGCCGGAUCUCCGGAGGCGGUUCGAGUCGUCCAGUACAACAUCAACACUGAGGAGCUCUACAGCAUCCUGAAGGAGUUCGUUCACCUGCUGUACUUCCGGCAUCUGCUGGUGAAUCCUCGAGACCGGCGCGUGGUGAUCGUUGAAUCCAUCCUCUGUCCUUCACACUUCAGAGAGACGCUCUCCAGAGUCUUCUUUAAGCACUUUGAGGUCCCAUCGGUCCUGUUUGCUCCGAGUCAUCUGAUGUCUGUCAUGACUCUGGGCAUCCAGUCUGCUCUCGUCAUGGACUGUGGAUAUACAGAGACGCUGGUGCUACCAAUCUAUGAAGGCGUUCCGAUCCUGUCUGCAUGGGAAGCUCUGCCGAUGGGAGGAAAAGCCGUUCAUAGGGAGCUGCACAGUCUGCUGAGUGAGCAAUGCACGCUAGACACCGACUCUGGCACCGGCCUCAGUCUGCCCACCGUCAUCAGCUCUAUUCCAGAGGAUGUCGUGGAGGAUAUCAAAGUGCGAGUGUGUUUCGUUAGUGACCUGCAGAGGGGCAUGAAGAUCCAGGAGGCCAAAUUUAACAUGGACGGCUCUGCUGAGAGACCGGCUCCUCCCCCAGAUGUGGAAUAUCCGUUGGAUGGCCGGAAGAUUCUGCAUAUCAAGGGAUCCAUCAGAGACUCUGUGGCCGAGAUGUUGUUCGAGCAGGAUAACGAGGAGAAAUCCAUCGCCACGCUGCUGCUGGACACUUUGGUGAAGUGUCCCAUCGACACUCGCAAGGUUCUGUCGGAGAACGUGGUGAUAAUCGGCGGUACGGCCAUGCUUCCCGGGUUCCUGCACCGACUGCUGUCUGAGAUCCGCUCGCUGGUGGAGAAAUCCAAGUACUGCGAUGCUCUGGCUACCAAGAGCUUCCGAAUCCACAGCCCACCCGCCAAACCCAACUGCACCGCCUGGUUAGGAGGUGCUAUAUUUGGAGCAUUGCAGGACAUUUUAGGGAGUCGCUCGGUGUCCAGAGAUUACUACAAUCAGAUGGGUCGCAUCCCAGACUGGUGUUGUCUCAGCACCCCACUACCGGAUUCAGUCUAUGAGGCGGGAAAGACGCCUCCGCCUCUCAUGAAGAGGGCCUUCUCCACCGAGAAAUGAACUGGACACUUCAAAUUUAACCUCCUAUAAAUUCCUCUGCUUAUUCAGAAACAUAUACGAGUCCUCGCCUGUAAUAGCCUAAAGUCUGUCAUAUUAGUCAGCUAUACCUAAUUUGAAUAGUAGGUGAAACCGAAACCACUAGGGGUCAGUCAUCAUCGGCUCAUCGUGAAAGAGGGGAAAAUCUUUUCAAAUGCACUAAAUGGUUUCCAACGCAUAACAUGUAUCCAGCCUAAACCAUGGCAGUACUUGUGUAGUUUAGGUCAACUGCUUACUUUUUAUUAUUAUUUAAAUGUAUGCUUGAUCUUGCACCAUCGAAGACAGAUCAUGGAAGGCAUCUUGACCAUAAUGCCAAGAAACUACAUAAUAAUUCAAUUCUAUUUAACAACAACAAGCUUGAAGCGCUGAAUAUGUUGAAAAGUUGUGUGUAUGUAUUAGGUUUGUGAAAAAAUA
Messenger RNA from Sinocyclocheilus rhinocerous, 1853 nucleotides. RefSeq names its product actin related protein 10 (gene actr10). The record is from RefSeq and is a predicted model, not a curated record. The transcript has 13 exons. NCBI's taxonomy places the organism in Eukaryota, Metazoa, Chordata, Actinopteri, Cypriniformes, Cyprinidae. Bases 150 to 1403 code for a protein of 417 amino acids.